GUUGGUGAAACUAAGUACUUGGAAAAAUAUUGUUUUUUUGAUUAGCAAAAGUUAGGUUGAGUUAGUUGAAGAAGAUGUCUCGAAAACGCGAUAUUUCGCGCGAGGAGAUCGCUAAACAGUUUCUUUUGCCGGAGCGUCAAUCUAAAAUCGACACUCUCCUAAAGCAGGAUGGUCAAGCUUAUUGCAUUUGUCGCUCCUCUGACAGCUCCCGUUUCAUGAUUGCAUGCGACGCAUGUGAAGAAUGGUACCACGGUGACUGCAUGAACAUCUCCGAAAAGGAGGCUAAAAUGAUCAAACAAUACAUAUGCAUCCGCUGUUCAGAAGAAGAUUCGACUUUGCAGACCCGUUGGAGGACCAAACGAGACGAAAUCGGUGGUGCCAACACCAAUGCCGAUGAACGAAAAGCUCGCAAACGCAAGGAACGCGGUGAUACUAAAAACGACAAAAAAUUGAAAAAAUGCGGAGAUUGUAUGGGGUGUUACCGGACGGAGGACUGUGGGCGGUGCGACGUGUGCACGAGGCGGAGUCGUCACGGAUCCCCGCGUAACAAGGAGCGGUGCAAGCAACGGAUUUGUAUAAAUUACGGCGGGGGGAGGCGCAAAAGGCGUGACUCGAGCUCGGAUAGAGAAGGUCCGCCUAACGCCCAUCUCAUGACCGAUUAUCCGCGCCAAUGCUACGGCCCCACGUGUACCAACAGCGCCCGGUACGGCUCGAAGUACUGCUCCGACGAGUGCGGUCUAAAGUUGGCAACCAAUCGGAUUUUGCAAGUGUUGCCACAACGCAUCCAAGAGUGGGCCCUAAGUCCCUGCUCUGCUGAAGAGUCCAACAUCAAAGCUCUUGACCAAGUCAGGAAGCAACAAUUCGAAGUUAAGCAGAUUUUGCAAGAGUUGGACAGCCGUCAUCGCGAAUUGGAUGCCAUUAUAGAGCGCGCUAAGAGCGCCACUAUUGACCCCAAUGCCGAUUUCGACAACGACGAAGAGUCAGAGGUGUCGACGAUGUAUUGUAUAACUUGCGGCCUUGAAAUCCAUUCAAAAACGGCCAUCAAACACAUGGAAAAGUGUUUUAACAAGUACGAGUCUCAAGCGAGUUUCGGAAGUAUUUUUAAAACCCGAAUUGAAGGAAAUAACAUGUUUUGCGAUUUUUAUAAUCCCGCUAAUCGGACUUAUUGUAAAAGAUUAAGGGUUUUGUGUCCAGAGCACUGUAAAGAUCCGAAAAUCGGUGAUCAUGAAGUUUGCGGAUGUCCACUAGUCACCAACGUUUUCGAUUUGACGGGAGAGUUUUGUCGAGCACCGAAGAAAUCAUGCGUUAAGCAUCACGUUUGGGAGAAGUUGAGACGGGCCGAGAUCGACUUGGAGCGGGUGCGUCAGUGGUUAAAAAUGGACGAACUUUUGGAAAAAGAGCGCCAAAUUCGUAACAGCAUGGCCUCUAGAGCCGGAGUCCUCUCUCUAAUGCUCCACUCGACCUAUAAUCAUGAAGUCAUGGAACAAAUAACAAAAGCGAGUCAACAGGACCAGAAUGCCAUGCAAAGAGAGUUGGCUAAGAGAUUCCGCACGUCGAGUAAACCACGUUUCACGUAAAAUUUUUAUUUAAGAAGUGUACAUUGUUAUCGUUUGCUUGACUUCGGCAAUACAGUUUGUUUGAUCUCA
Molecule: messenger RNA, 1646 nt
Organism: Tribolium madens (black flour beetle)
Lineage: Eukaryota; Metazoa; Arthropoda; Insecta; Coleoptera; Tenebrionidae
Gene: Cfp1
Product: CXXC-type zinc finger protein 1
Exons: 5
Coding region: 75-1577 (500 amino acids)
Biological process (GO): positive regulation of DNA-templated transcription
Cellular component (GO): Set1C/COMPASS complex
Molecular function (GO): zinc ion binding; DNA binding
Source: RefSeq, a predicted model, not a curated record